GUGAGAACCGCGCGGACCGAUUCAGUCUGAUUCUUAAACGAUUCUUUCAGAAGAUUCUUUGAAAAUAUCCGAAUCAACAGAACGAACAGACGUCGCUGUUUUGGUCCUGUAGCUUAUCAGAUCUGAUAGUUCUUUUUUGCUCCUAAAGUUUGACAUUUUCCUGAAAUCUAGUGACUGCACUCUGGACUGUUAGUCCCAGGGACGUUUGGCCUUUAUCACCUGUUGGAAGGCUGAAGUCUGCAGCAUGUCUCUGACAAUUUCUAAAGGUGAGGGUUUGACGGUCAUCACCAUCGCCUCAAACCCAAAGAGCAAAUGGCCCGUACUGUGUCAGGUUUUGAGUUUUCUGUGCUGCAGUCCAGUGUGUUCUGUGUCUCAGAAUAUGAAAAGGAAGCUGACGAACAUCCACACAGCUCUUGGGACUAUGCAGAUAAUAGUUGGAGUCAUCAAUAUUGUGUUUGGGAUUUUGGUUCGAAGCGCUGGGAUAUGGAACAACAUUACAGAACUUGGGGUUGCUUUCUGGAUCGGUGGUGUGGUCAUUGUAAUUGGAAUUGUGACUCUUCUUGCAGCUAAGUUUCCCAGCCCUUUCCUACUGGUCAUCGCAGUGAUUCUGAAUGUAGUCAGUGCUGCACUGGCUAUCACAGCUGUUGUGCUGUAUUCAGUGGACCUGGCAAAUGGAAAUGGUCUAUAUUGUGACACCAGUUAUUACACGUCUUACGGCUCUGCUUCAACACCUUCCCCUGAACAGAUGAGGAACACUGAGAUCUGUAUGCAGUACAAGUAUCUCAAUAAGAUGAUCCUCGAAGGACUAGAUAUCAUGAUGAUAGUGCUGUCGGUCCUUCAGCUCUGUGUGACCAUCAGUUUCUGUGUUUUGACUGGGAAAGCUUUGUGCAAGAAGGAUGAAGAUGUAAAGUCGGUGGAGAAUCCAGAACUUCACAAGCCGCUCCUGGAAGACGCCACUGCUGGUGCUGCAUGUUAAAGAAGCAAAAUAUAAAGCAACAAAUAUAUACAGUACAUACAACACUUCUCAAUAUAGUAGUGAGAUUAUUUCCAGUAUCUUAUUAGGUGUUUUCCUUAAACAUUUGGUUACUGCUAGUAAAUGAAGUGCUGCUUUUUUUUAAAAAUGUCUUGAGCACUUUGGCACUAUCACAUAUAUACUUAGACGGACAGCACUUCCUGACUAUAGUGCAUACAAGUUUACUUUAUUUAUCUCCGUUCAAAUCUGACCUUAGAUGGAACAGGUUUUCAACCCAAUCUGAUAUUUAAAGCGAUAGUUCACCCAGAAAUACAAAUUUGCUGAACAUUUACUCACCCUCAGGCUAUCCAAGAUGCAGAUGAGUUGGUUCCUUCAUGGGAACAGAUUUUUUAGCAUUACAGAAAUGCAGCAUUAUGUUACUUGUUCGCUAAUGGAUCCUCUGCAGUGAAUGGGUGCCGUCAGAAUGAGAGUCCAAACAGCUGAUAAAAGCAUCACAAUAAUCCACGAGUAAUCCACACCGCUCCAGUCCAUCAAUUAACAUCUUGAGAAGUGAAAAGCAUUUCUCAUUUUCAAGGAUAUUGAAAGUUUUGCUUACGGAAAGAUAUAAAACAUUUCAGAACACCGUUGGCUUCACUAAUAAUAUAUUUUCAUUGCUAUUUGCACGAUUUCACCACCAGGUGGUGUUAAGUUGCUUGAGUUUUAUGUAAAUCAUUUGCCUUUGAAAGAUACAUAACUUUGCCAAGGCUACCAUACAGAAUUUUGUAUUAACAAAAGUAGAAAGAAAUUCCACCAUUAUUUCACAACAUAUAGGAUCUAAUUAUCUAUAUGUGGUGUAUAUGCAUUACUUGAUACUUGAUUCCUCCAUACGUUUGUUGCCACUUUUGACACUGAAAAGAUUAUUAUCAAAAAUGAUUAUAUAAUCACAGCACCUUAUAUAGCAUCACAAAAUAAACUGGCAUUUCUUUUUCUAUAAU
Onychostoma macrolepis is the source of this 1947-nucleotide messenger RNA. RefSeq lists its product as uncharacterized. The transcript has 7 exons. The record is from RefSeq and is a predicted model, not a curated record. Lineage: Eukaryota; Metazoa; Chordata; Actinopteri; Cypriniformes; Cyprinidae. Bases 245 to 976 code for a protein of 243 amino acids. Gene Ontology annotation, cellular component: membrane.